CACGGGCUGAAAUCUGUGCUGUUCUUUCAGAGACACUAUCACCCUAUGGUGAGGAAGUUUGCGGCUCAUCUGAUGAAAGGCGCCCCUAGUGAAGGGUCAGGUGCUCUCAGCAUGGAGCUCAGCAGAAGGACUCCAGUGCAGCUGUUUGAAGACUACAGUGUUAAAGACAUGACCUUCAACCCUCCUGUUGCAGGACCGCCCUCAAAGAAAAAGGAACAUUUCACAAUCGGUGAUGCGUUUUUAGAUUCGGAGCUGAAGACGCUGAUUGAUGCUGCGCUUCAAAAUGAGCGCGAGCAGACGAGUCUAGACUUCACAUCACAACACACAGAGCAGGAAACAUCAAUUUAAGAGCUGAAAAGCUGUUUUGUAUACAAUAAAUGCUCCAAGAUACCA
Messenger RNA from Sinocyclocheilus anshuiensis, 393 nucleotides. RefSeq names its product nucleolar complex protein 3 homolog. The record is from RefSeq and is a predicted model, not a curated record. The transcript is spliced from 3 exons. Lineage: Eukaryota; Metazoa; Chordata; Actinopteri; Cypriniformes; Cyprinidae. Bases 46 to 348 code for a protein of 100 amino acids.